CUACAAUACCCCAACUCCAAGCGUAGAGAGCCCCUCACUCUCUCUGCCUCCAAGAGCACAGCACUGGAGACUGGAGAGAGACAGAGAGGUGGAAAUUCUUGGAGAGUGUACUCAAUUAUUAAAUGGGAAGGAGUCCUUGCUGUUCAAAGGAGGGCUUGAACAGGGGAGCAUGGACAGUUAUGGAAGACAAAAUACUCACAGAAUAUGUCAAACUUCAUGGUGAAGGAAAAUGGAGAAAUCUUCCCAAGAGAGCAGGGCUUAAGAGAUGUGGGAAAAGUUGCAGGCUAAGAUGGUUAAAUUAUCUUAGACCUGAUAUUAAGAGAGGCAACAUAACCCGUGAUGAAGAAGAGCUCAUUAUUAGGCUGCACAAACUCUUGGGGAACAGAUGGUCUUUGAUAGCUGGUCGGCUUCCAGGCCGAACAGACAAUGAAAUCAAGAACUAUUGGAACACCAACAUUGGAAAGAAAGUUCAAGAUCACCUAAGCCAGACUUCUAAAAGAUCAAAUCAAGUACACAGACAAGAAAAGCAAAACCAGAGUGUGGAAAAGUCAGCUAGGGGUCCAGCUGAAGCAAAAAUAGGCUCAUCAUGUGUGGUCCGAACCAAGGCAACAAAGUGUACAAAGGCUGUCAAUGUCAUCACCUCCGAGCAGCCAAUACAACUUGACCAACAUAACCAAAUUAUUGAGACUAAGCCAGAGGUUGGAGUUGAAGUUCAAUCCUCCAUGGUUCAUCAUCAUGACCCGGUUGAUUUUUCACAAUUCAUGUUGGGAGAAAACAAUCCAUCCAACUUCAUGAUGGAUUUUGAGAUGGAAGAAAAUUUCAUAUCGGAUCUUCUCAACAUGGAUUUCUCACAGUUACCUUGUUUUGAAGAUGGGGGUUAUAGUAGCUCUAAUACAUGUGACAAAGGCCACUCAUCUCCAAUUUCUGAUCACACACACUUGGUUUCUGGUGAUACGCUGCAUGGCUCAAAUUUUCAAUCAGUGGGUCCUUUAAUUGAGUCUGAAUUGGAUUGGCUUUGUGAUUAAGGAAACUGUACUUGAAUAACCAUUCUCUCAAAAUUAGGAAAGAUAAUUGUCCUUGGUCUAGAUCUUAGCUAGCUAUAGUAGUACCAUGCACAUAACCCUUGCUACUUAAUAAGCCUACAAAAUAAUUCCUCUAAUUAGUUGUGUAGAUUACGUGAAUAUGGUUGCCGUGUGAGUUCUUUUGUCUGAAAAAAUUCUCUGGUGUUUGAUACCCAACUGUUCGGGAAUUCUACAAGGAAUAAUAUUAUUGAUCACUUUUGGCUUGGUCC
Quercus lobata is the source of this 1291-nucleotide messenger RNA. Its product is annotated as transcription factor MYB8-like. The record is from RefSeq and is a predicted model, not a curated record. NCBI's taxonomy places the organism in Eukaryota, Viridiplantae, Streptophyta, Magnoliopsida, Fagales, Fagaceae. The transcript is spliced from 3 exons. Bases 123 to 1025 code for a protein of 300 amino acids.